Elephantulus edwardii (Cape elephant shrew) is the source of this 933-nucleotide messenger RNA. Its product is annotated as putative olfactory receptor 10D4-like. The transcript has a single exon. The record is from RefSeq and is a predicted model, not a curated record. NCBI's taxonomy places the organism in Eukaryota, Metazoa, Chordata, Mammalia, Macroscelidea, Macroscelididae. Gene Ontology annotation, biological process: G protein-coupled receptor signaling pathway. Gene Ontology annotation, cellular component: membrane. Gene Ontology annotation, molecular function: G protein-coupled receptor activity; olfactory receptor activity. The coding region runs from base 1 to 933 and encodes 310 amino acids.
AUGAGGAAUCAUACUCCAGUAACUGAGUUCCUCUUGAUGGGAAUCCCUCAUACCAAAGGACUGGAGAAUGUCCUCUUCAGCAUAUUUCUGGGCUUGUACCUUCUCACUCUACUGGGGAACCUGCUCAUCCUUCUGGCCAUCCUCACUUCUCCUACCCUCCAUACUCCCAUGUACUUCUUCUUAGGAAACCUUGCAGUGUUUGAUAUAUUUUUCCCUUCAGCAAAUUCCCCCAAAUUGAUGCUCUGCCUAAUAGGGCACAGCCCUACCAUCUCCUAUGAAGGCUGUGCAUCCCAGCUGUUCUUUUACCAUUUCCUGGGCUGCACCGAAUGUUUUCUCUACACUGUGAUGGCCUAUGACCGCUUUGCAGCCAUCUGCCACCCCUUACGAUACACUCUCAUCAUGAACCAUCGGGUAUGCACUGUCUUAAUUCUGGGAACAUGGAUGGGAAGUUGUUUGCACGCCUCUAUCCUCACAUUUCUCGUCUUUAAGUUACCCUAUUGUGACUCUAACAAGGUGGAAAAUUUCUUCUGUGAUAUCCCUGUGAUGCUGCCCCUGGCCUGUGCUGACACCACUCUGGCUCAGUCGGUGAGUUUCACCAACGUAGGUGUUGUGGCUCUCAUGUGUUUUCUUCUUAUCCUCACUUCUUAUACUCGCAUUGUUAUCUCAAUAUUGAAAAUCAGCUCAUCAGAAGGCAGAUGCAGAGCUUUCUCAACCUGCAGUGCCCACCUGACCUCCAUCCUGUUCUUCUACGUCCCAGUGGUGCUCAUUUAUCUUCGGUCUGCUUCCACCCCUUGGUUAGAUACUGUGGUUCAAGUGUUGAAUAAUCUUGUUACCCCUUCCCUUAAUCCUUUGAUUUAUACUUUGAGAAACAAGGAUGUAAAGUUGGCUUUAAGAAAAGCACUAAUCCCAGAAAGACAUAUCUGUAGGGAAUGA